AUGUCCGAUCCACCACAAGUUUCACCGGAACUUUUGGAAUCUAUGGCCACCAUGUUGUCUCAGGCACUUCGAGCUUCGUUACCAGGCGCGGCCGCCGCUGCAGGUCCCGAACUUGCCAACGCAGCCAACAAUGGACAUCUUCGUGCACCCCGUUUCAACAUGGCUGAAUACCGCCCAACAGAGGGCACCACCGUUCAGGACUACUUCACACGUUUCUCCUGGGCUCUGGAACUGAGUGAAAUACCGGCCGAGCAGCACGCCAACUAUGCCCGUGUUUACAUGGGCAGAGAUCUGAAUGAUGCGUUAAAGUUUUUGAUUAGCCCUCGCCUACCUCAGGACCUGACGUACGCCGAAAUCCAGCAAACCCUCAUAAAACAUUUUGAUCACGCAAAAAACAAGUUCGCAGAGACUUAUAAAUUUCGUAAACUCACACAAAAUCCGGGCGAAUCAGUCGCAGACUUUGCUCUCAGGCUUAAACAAGGUGCAGUGUAUUGUGAAUUUGACGCUUUUUUGGACAGAAUGCUCAUCGAACAACUGUUGUUCGGACUUGAAUCGCAAGUGACAUGUGAUAAGAUCAUCGCAAAAAAACCAGCAUCUUUUGCGGAAGCGUUUGAAAUCGCAAAUUCUCUCGAAGCGACUCGUCUGACAUCGGACACGGUGAAAAACAAGGUGGAACCAGCAAACAAGUUGGGAUUUGCACCCCCAAAGCUGAAGUACACGAAACGUCUAAAUCAAGGCAGACCCCAUACACAACCCCAAGGAGUACACAAACCAACCGGAUCGCCUUAUCAACCGCGUCAAAGCCAGGAUAAGCAGUGGGCCUGUCAGGGCUGCGGAGGUCAACAUGCUCGUUCUCAGUGCCCGUACCGUGACGCCACCUGUCACGCCUGUAAUAAGAAAGGUCACCUUGCUUCCGUUUGCAGAUCUGGGAACAUCAGACAAGUCAGAGAAAACUCAGACUCUGAAGAAGAUUUUCCAGCCGAAGAAGUCGACCAGAUGCGACGUCUCAACAAAAUGGACGUUGUCAACUCUGUCAAAUUUCCUGGGAAGGUGGUGCUUGAUGUCCUUAUCAACGGACGUAACGUCAAAAUGGAAAUUGACACCGGCGCGCCAUGCGCAAUCAUGAGCAAACAAACGCUUGACAGUGCCAAAAUCAAAUACAAAUUGCUGGAAACCAACCAACAAUUUGCGAGCUUUUCUGGUCAUCGAAUUUCCUGCCUCGGUCGCGUAUCUGUCAACGCUCAAAUCGGAUCCUCAGUUCGGAAGCUCGACCUUUAUCUGGCGGAUGGCAUAGUCGACUCGCUUUUGGGCCGCGAGUGGAUCGUCGCAUUUGCAAACGAGAUUAAUUUCUCAACCUUUUUUGGAAAUGCAGCAUCAGUCCACGCCGUCAAUCCGGUUUCUCCAAGGCCAUCGUUGCAGCAACAGGCUCAAUUGGACAGCAUCCUGACACAGUUUGAAAGCUCGUUCGACGAUAAACCUGGAAAACUCAUAGGGCCUCCUGUCAAACUGCACUUUAAACCCGGAUACAAACCCGUCUUUUCCAGAGCUCGAGAUGUUCCCUACGCUUUGCGUGAUGCAUAUGCACGCGAAAUUGACGCCAAGCUGAAUUCGGGCGUGUACAAACGGGUCGAAUACUCGGAGUGGGCUUCGACGACACAUGUGGUGGCAAAAAAGAACGGGAAAUUACGUAUCACUGGAAACUAUAAACCUACACUAAAUCCUCAGCUGAUCGUAGACGAACAUCCAAUCCCACGAGUGGAGUGCAUCUUUAGCAAAAUGCGAGGCGCAAAGUGGUUCUGUCAUCUUGACAUCACGGAUGCCUAUACGCAUCUCACAAUCGACGACGAAUGUGCUCACGCGAUGACUCUCAACACGCCUACUCAUGGCCUAAUCCGACCGACACGCGCGGUCUACGGAGCAGCAAACAUCCCUGCAGUGUGGCAACAUCGAAUGGAAGAAGUGCUGCGUGAUCUGCCCUCGUUCGAGAACUUGCUCCGGGCCCUGUGUGCCGUGCUGGAAAGGAUGCGUCAUCAUGGGCUGAAACUCAACAGAGCCAAAUGUAAAUUUGCAGAAACUACACUCCACUGCCUGGGUCACAAACUUGAUGCACAGGGAAUCCACAAAUCCGACUGCCACAUCGAAGCUAUCCGCGAUGCACCAAAGCCUUCAACACCGGAGGAACUGCAACUUUUUCUGGGAAAGGCUACGUAUUACAGCGCAUUCAUCCCGGAUUUGUCAACGCGAGAUCGGCCUUUGCGUGACAUGCUUCGUAGCGAACCGUUUACCUGGACUCCAGCUGGCGAAAAAGCAUACGUCGACAUCAAAGAAACUUUGGUAUCACCCCAGGUUCUCAUGCAAUACGACCCCUCGCUACCGCUAUUGCUGGCGACUGAUGCCAGCAAAACCGGGUUGGGAGCUGUGCUGUCGCACCGCCUGAGCAACAAUCAGGAACGACCAAUCGCCUAUGCAAGCCGAACGAUGAGCGCCACAGAGCAACUAUUUCGUUCUCAUCACGGACCACAAACCGCUAACACAAAUCCUGCAUCCAGAAAAAUCACUGCCGGUGCUGUGCAUUAG
Messenger RNA from Agrilus planipennis (emerald ash borer), 2577 nucleotides. RefSeq lists its product as uncharacterized. The record is from RefSeq and is a predicted model, not a curated record. The coding region runs from base 1 to 2577 and encodes 858 amino acids. NCBI's taxonomy places the organism in Eukaryota, Metazoa, Arthropoda, Insecta, Coleoptera, Buprestidae. The transcript has a single exon.